Molecule: messenger RNA, 2591 nt
Organism: Rhea pennata
Lineage: Eukaryota; Metazoa; Chordata; Aves; Rheiformes; Rheidae
Product: transmembrane 9 superfamily member 2-like
Exons: 17
Coding region: 99-2033 (644 amino acids)
Biological process (GO): protein localization to membrane
Cellular component (GO): membrane
Source: RefSeq, a predicted model, not a curated record
CCGCCGCCGCCGGCCUCCGCCUCGGCUGAGGCCGCCUUCGCUAAGGCGCUGGCCGCGGGUGCGGGGCUCAUGCUGCCUGCGCCCCUUCAGGCUGGAAGAUGAGGCUGCUGGCGGCCGGCCUCCUGCUGGCGGGCCCUCUCUGCGUCGCCUUCUACCUGCCCGGCUUGGCGCCCGUCAGCUUCUGCAAGGAGGGCAAGGAGACCGAGGGCUGCAAGUCCCUGAUCGAGCUCUUCGUGAACAGGCUGGACUCGGUCGAGUCGGUGCUGCCCUACGAGUACGACACUUUUGACUUCUGUCAAGAUACAGAAGAAAAAAGGCCAUCAGAAAAUCUUGGACAAGUAUUGUUUGGGGAGAGAAUAGCUUCGUCUCCAUAUAAGUUCACUUUUGAUAAGCCAGAAACAUGCAAGAAAGUUUGUACAAGAUCAUACGACCCAGAAAACAAUGUUGACAAAAAUAAACUGGCUUUUUUGAAGAAAGGAAUGCAGUUGAAUUAUCAACAUCACUGGAUUAUUGAUAACAUGCCUGUAACAUGGUGCUAUGAUGUAGAAGAUGGACAAAAAUACUGUAAUCCAGGCUUUCCAAUAGGAUGCUUUGUUACUCCAGAUGGUAGAGUUAAAGAUGCCUGCGUUAUAAAUUCGGAGUUUAACAAGAAGAACACUUUCUACCUCUUCAACCAUGUUGACAUAACAAUCAUGUACCAUAAGGAUGAAAACUGGCCUGGUGCAAGACUGGUGAUGGCACGACUGAGACCACAAAGCUACAAACAUACAGAUGAGAACAACUUAAGUUGUGAAGGUCCACCUAUGGAGAUUCCUGGUGAAUUCAGCAAUAAACUGAAUUUGAUCUAUACUUACUCUGUGACGUUUGAAGAAAAGAGUAAUAUUAAGUGGGCUUCCAGAUGGGACUACAUUUUGGAGUCCAUGCCACAUACCAAUAUCCAGUGGUUUAGUAUAAUGAAUUCCCUCGUAAUUGUUCUCUUCUUAUCUGGCAUGGUGGCUAUGAUCAUUCUGAGAACUCUUCAUAAAGAUAUUGCAAGAUACAACCAGAUUGACUCUUCUGAAGAUGCCCAAGAGGAAUUUGGCUGGAAGCUGGUUCACGGAGAUGUGUUUAGACCUCCAAGAAAGGGAAUGUUACUGUCUGUCUUUUUGGGUCAAGGAACGCAAAUUUUCAUUAUGACUUUUAUUACUUUAUUUCUAGCUUGCCUUGGUUUUCUUUCUCCUGCCAACCGUGGUGCUUUGAUGACCUGUGCAGUUGUAUUAUGGGUCUUACUGGGAACUCCAGCUGGUUAUGUGUCUGCUAGAAUGUACAAGACAUUUAGAGGCGAGAAGUGGAAGACAAAUGUUUUGCUUACAGCUCUGCUUUGCCCUGGGAUUGUCUUUGCUGACUUCUUCAUUAUGAAUCUAAUUCUGUGGAUGAAAGGAUCCUCAGCUGCUAUCCCUUUUGGCACUUUGGUUGCUAUCCUAGCCAUGUGGUUUGGAAUUUCAGUCCCAUUAACCUUUGUCGGUGCAUAUUUUGGCUUCAAAGAGAAGCCUAUUGAACAUCCAGUUCGUACAAACCAGAUUCCUCGCCAGAUUCCAGAACAGUCCUUUUUCACAAAGCCGUUGCCUGGCAUCAUAAUGGGUGGCAUCCUGCCCUUUGGCUGUAUUUUUAUUCAGCUCUUUUUCAUUCUCAAUAGCAUUUGGUCUCAUCAGAUGUACUACAUGUUUGGUUUCCUGUUCCUAGUUUUUAUAAUUCUUCUAAUUACCUGUUCCGAAGCUACAGUUUUGCUGUGCUACUUCCAUCUGUGUGCAGAGGAUUAUCAUUGGUGGUGGAGAUCAUUCUUAACAAGCAGCUUUACAGCUGUUUAUCUCUUUAUCUAUGCAGUUCAUUACUUCUUCUCUAAACUCCAGAUAACAGGCACUGCUAGCACCAUUUUAUACUUCGGUUAUACAUUGAUCAUGGUUUUGAUUUUUUUCCUUUUCACAGGGACUAUUGGAUUUUUUGCCUGCUUCUGGUUUGUAAGUAAGAUUUACAGUGUUGUGAAAGUGGACUGAAGAGUUUCAAAGUGUCUUUUGAACAUAUCUCCCUUGCUGUUUGAUAAUUUUUACCAUGUAUUGGGAAACAUACUGUGUAAUUAUUCUAAUUUGUAAAAGCUGAAGAGCAAACUACAACAUAAAAUAUAUGCCUUUAUGCAAGGAAAUGGCACCACUGGAAAAAUGUUUACAUCAAUAUACUCACUGAACAUGUUAAUUCUAAUCAUUCUAAAAAUUGUAUCCAAAGUUUGAUUUAGAACAAAUAAAAAAUCUGUGAACAGUUUAUUUGAACAAUGAGUACAUUAUAUAGCUUUCCAUUUUAAAUUUCUUAAAUUUCUUGUGGAUUUCUUUUUGGUUACCUCUUCUGGUUAGCAGCUAUACCAUCAAAGCAUAGGACUGUCAAGUAAAUCUUAUGUAAAAUGUGAAUUUUUUUUAACUUAACUAUGAUUGUACAUACUAUCCUGCACCUUCUUUACAACUAGUUUAUCUUCUUACAAAUGUACAUGCAUUUAGUGUAAUGUAGACUUUAUUAAAAAUAUCGACACUGGUUUUUGUUUAAAUAAACCUGCACAACUCCCA